CAUGUACUUGUUUUGAGUUCGUAGUCGUUUGUGUUGUAGGAGUAACGAUAUCAUGUUUGUUGAUCAUUAUUGAUAUUUAAAGAAUUAACUAUUAUUUAAGUGCAGAAAGCAAGAUGGAUGUAUCCAUUCCUGGUCUCACUACUCAGGUAUGUGAGCGUUUAGGUGAUCUUUGCCCAGAUGAAAACAAAUGCAGCGAAUCUCGAGAAGAAAUUCACUCCUCUGAUUCAGGCUUUUGCAGAAAGCUAGCUAAUCUCGCCGUGCCAGCAGAUUCAAAUGUCAGCACUACAGGUAGCAUUUCUGUAAUCGAUAAAAACUCCGUGCAUAGAAUCUGCUCUGGACAAGUCAUCCUUACUCUAGCUACGGCUGUGAAGGAACUGAUAGAAAACAGUAUUGAUGCUGGAGCAUGUGUGAUAGAGGUUCGUCUGAAAGACUAUGGGAGUAAGUUGAUCGAAGUGAUAGACAAUGGUUGUGGUGUGAGUGACCUUAAUUUCCAAGGGUUAACAUUGAAACAUCAUACCUCAAAACUCAAAGCAUUUUCCGAACUUGUUGGAGUGGAAACUUUUGGGUUCAGGGGUGAAGCCCUUAGUUCUCUCUGUGCUUUAAGUGAUGUAGUGAUUACAACUUGCCACGAAUCGUCCGCGAUUGGAAGCAAGCUAACAUAUGGUCAUGGUGGCGAUAUCUUGGGUAACAUUCCAUGCCCACGACAGAAGGGAACGACAGUUAGUGUUGCUGAGAUCUUCUCUACACUGCCUGUUCGCCAUCGAGAAUUCACAAAGAAUGUCCGCAGAGAGUUCACCAAGAUGGUAUCUGUGCUAAAUGCGUAUUGUGUCAUAUCGACAGGCAUCCGCCUCUCCUGUUCCAAUCAAGUGGGCAAGGGGAAGAAAACGAUUGUGGUAGCAACAUCUGGUAAUGGUUCAACCAGAGAAAACAUUGCUGACGUAUUCGGCCCAAAACAACUGAACAGCCUUGUGGAGCUCAUUGAAAUUCCUCCUGGUGAUGAGAUACUGGCGGAGUACGGUUUUGCUGCAAAAGAUUUGACUGCCAAGAAAUUCAGCAUUUCUGGCUAUGUGUCUGACUGCACACAUGGAGAGGGUCGCAGCACUACUGACCGGCAGUUUGUCUUCAUCAAUGGACGGCCUUGCAACUUGCCAAACGUAACAAAGAUUUUGAAUGACGUCUACCAUAUGUAUAACAGAUACCAAUAUCCAGCUUGUGUUUUAAACAUCAGUUCUGCUAAAGAAAUGGUAGAUGUUAACGUCACGCCAGACAAGAGACAAGUGUUCGUGCAGAACGAGCGCCUCCUACAGGCAGCGUUGAAAGCCACGCUUCUUUGCGUCUUCCACGAUCGAUCAUUCAGCAUUCCCACAAGUGGCACCACCUUGCAACAGAAGAUCACCAACGCCAAGAUGUCCUCUGUGCAAGGAUCGGUAAUGGGAGACAAAGUUUCGUGUAGCGGGUUCUUGCCAGAAAGGCCAUCAGUUGCCAGUCUAAAACGCUCAUUCGGCCAAUGGCACAGCUCUGGGGCACUGCCGACCGAGCAGCAAGUGUCGAAACAGAGACGCAUUGACAGUUUUCUCAACGAGAGCAUCACAGCGGCGGGUGCCAAAUUCUCUGAUGCCAGCCACACCAAGGGGAACCAUGGGGAUGACAAGAAGAUGGUAGAUGGCACGUAUAGUGGCAUCCAGGUACAUGAUGAAGAUGGCAGAGGGGUGGCAGAUGCUGUUUCUGGUGGUCGACACUGCAGCGUGAGACACAAGUUAAGCGCGGUGGUGGACGAUGACCCUCUUAAUAGUAAAGACAUCAAGAUAAGUGACGAGGAUGGCAAAGAGACGGUAGAUGAGCCUUCUGGUGGUCGACAUGGCAUAGUGUGCCACAGGAAAAAUAAGGAGGUCGCAGAUGAGCCAACAGGCAACGUCUCUGGUCAAGCAAUUAAUAUCAACUCAUGUGAACCAGCAGACAGUGUCUCUAGUGAGUCUUCGGGUCAUUUCCAAGAAUUGUUAGCAGCUGGGGACGGUAGCCACGUUAUGCCCCUGCUUCUGCUAAGCUCACAUCUCCAUGGUAUGCCAGAAGACUGUGGAGACGUAGUCAUGGAGCACCAAGGAAGUUUAGCAAUGCCAUUGCAAGGCCAUCAAAACAAAAGUGUACAAAACAUGGCCACCAGAUCCGCACUGAGCAAGUUCCGCAGCAGUUUUGACAAGCAUACACGUGUACCUGACACUAAAGGCACCACUGGAAGUCCACAGAAGCAAUCUCUUGGGCCUGUUCUGCUCUCACAUACUAGUCAUAACUUUCAAGCCAGCAACUGUGAUAAUGAACACCCAACAGAUGGAAGAUUGACCAAAUGUUCUGUGGGCUUGCAAAACAAUAGCUGUCUAUUCAGAAAUACAGGCCUCGGUCACACAGAAAACAAUAGCGUGGUGCAAAUUGACACAGAUACAGAGUACCACGAUGAGAGUUCACCACAGACUCAAGGUUGUAAUUAUAUGAGCAGUGAUGCACCGUGUGGAAGUAAUAAUCAUGAUAUCCUUACCGACUCCAUAAAUGACAUGCUGCAGCAGAGAAGGUCUGUGACAUUUCCCUUCUCCAUGAAAUGGUUACGGCAGCGACUGGCAGCAGGAAACUGGUCAGUUGAACAGCACUCACUGAAGAGAGCUGCUCGUGAAUUUCGUGCUAGGAUUGCACCAUCGGAGAACAAGGCUGCAGUGGAGGAAUUGAGAAAGACGCUGAACAAAGAUUCCUUUGCCAACAUGCAAAUUAUUGGCCAGUUCAACCUGGGCUUUGUAAUUGCUAGCCUGGGAACAGAAUUGUUUAUCGUGGACCAGCACGCAACUGACGAGAAAUACAACUUUGAACAGCUAAGCAAGCAUACUAUUAUACGUAGUCAGAAGCUCAUCAAGCCCCAAGACCUCGAGCUUACAGUUGCAAGUGAAUGCAUUCUAGAAGAAAAUUUGACUGUGUUCAACAAGAAUGGCUUCGAGUUUGUAAAGGAUGAGACAGCAGUGUCCGGUAGAGGAUACAAAUUGUCCGCAACACCAGUCAGUGGCUACUGGACUUUUGGCAAAGAAGACGUUGAUGAAUUAAUCUUCAUGUUAAGUGAUGCACCUGGUGUGAUGUGCAGACCUACGAGAGUUUCCCACAUGUUCGCCUCUCGUGCGUGCAGAAAGUCGAUCAUGAUUGGGACAGCACUGAGCCAUUCUGAGAUGAAAAAGUUGGUAUCACACAUGGGAGACAUGAAACAGCCUUGGAAUUGCCCUCACGGUCGUCCCACACUAAGACACCUGAUCAGCCUUCACGCACUGCCUGACUAAAGAUCAACAUAAAGAUCAGUC
This is a messenger RNA of Priapulus caudatus, 3329 nucleotides long. Its product is annotated as mismatch repair endonuclease PMS2-like. NCBI's taxonomy places the organism in Eukaryota, Metazoa, Priapulida, Priapulimorpha, Priapulimorphida, Priapulidae. Gene Ontology annotation, biological process: mismatch repair. The coding region runs from base 114 to 3308 and encodes 1064 amino acids. The transcript has 14 exons. Gene Ontology annotation, cellular component: MutLalpha complex. The record is from RefSeq and is a predicted model, not a curated record. Gene Ontology annotation, molecular function: ATP hydrolysis activity; ATP-dependent DNA damage sensor activity; mismatched DNA binding.